UCACACUAAUGGUGUGACACACCUCACACUAAUGGUGUGACACACCUCACACUAAUGGUGUGACACGCCUCACUAAUGGUGUGACACGCCUCACAUUAAUGGUGACAAUCUCCCUGACGAUAGCACCAAAGUCGAAUACGGUCGAAGACCUAAGAAUAGUUUGAACUGUCGACGUUGUGGAUAUUCUUUAGCAAACCCAAUCCUUGCCAGUCUAUACUAACCUAACAAAACAAAAUUAGGAGAUGUUUUGUAGUAUGUAUGAGGUGUGUGAUAUCACUAUGAUGUCAUCAUUUUAAUGCCAGCUUAGGUUUUGGAUCUGUGUGACUGCUGCCUCAGUCACACUGAUAGUGACUAUCUCCCUCACUGGCUCUCACUGAUAGUUGCACUCACCCUCACUGUGCUCUUAAUUGAUAGUGGCACUCUUGCUCACUGGCUACUCUCCCUCACUGGCACCUCACACUGGUAAUGACAAUUUAACUCGCUGACACCUCAUACUUACAGUACUGCAUGAGCCUGGGUGAAUUUGUUCUGUAUAUGUUGUGUGAGGAGCACAUGCUCCUCACACAAUUUCGUAUUUAUUUUUUCUUAUUUUUCUCUUCAUUCCUUAUUUAUUAUAAGGAAUACAGUAUAGAUGUAAUAGAACCCAUGAGCACUACACCAGAAAUAAAUCUAUUUGAUAUUCCUGGAGUCAGACUAAAUCUCUGCAAACACUUUAUGCAAAUAAAAGGACUAAGUCAUGGAACUCACUGCACAAUGAAUUAAAAAAUUUAUCAGCCUAUACUUUAUUCAAGCGUAAAAGUACCUAAUUUCAUCCUCAUGGUUCCCACCUUAUGCUACUAACACUAUAUUUUAUCUGUGAACUGUAACACAAUGUAAUAAAACUAAUAAAAAAGAAUAGGGGUGGUAUAUAGGUGCUACUCACUCAACCAAUUUAUUACUUAAGACACGCAACUAAAUCGGUAUUAUCUAUUCAAUCCUUUUGUAAUGUAGUUAUUACGUUGAACUAAAAUUCUGUUACAAUGUACCAAUUAUUACUUUUAUUGGUUAGCUUAAGGACCUGCUGAAAACAGUGGGCAUCCUUUGGGCAAGAAUGUAGCAUUCAAACCCCAAUAUAUGUACUUUCAAUUAUAAAUAGAUACCCAGGAGUUAGGCAACUGUUGUGGGUUGCAUCCUGGGGAAGGCCAUCAGUUGUUGAUCUAUGGGGAUCUGACUCCUAACAGACUUCCUGUUCCUGACUAUGGGAAACAAUAAGGAUGGCAGCAAUGAAUGAUGAAAUACUGUCACUCAAGUGGAAUAAUCACCGUACAACAUUUCUCCAUGUACUCUCCAAUGUCAGACUAAAGGAAUCGUAUUCGGAUGCAACAAUCACAUGUGAAGGAAAGUUCUACCCAAUUCACAAGUUAGUCGUGUCAUCAUGUAGUGAUUAUUUUGAUAAAAUAUUUCAAGCAACACAGUGCAAGCAUCCUGUUAUUGUCAUGAAGGACAUCAGACAUGAUGAUAUGGAGGCUCUGUUGAACUACAUGUACCUUGGUGAAGUGAAGGUGUUACAGAGGGACUUACCAGGAUUAUUAAGAGCUGCUGAGUGCCUUAAAAUAAAAGGUCUAGCAGUACCGGAUGAAGCACCAAAAACCGAGAAAUGUGAAAUGCCUGCCACAGAAGGUGAUCCUGGCCCACCAAGAAAACGUUCAAAAUUAGAUGAAUGUAUAGAUACUUCAUCAUUGCCAGAAUUGGCUAUAAAUGAACCUGAACAUACAGAUUACUCGAAUCAAGAAAAUGGUGAAUCCAUAGAUAUACCGGUUCAACCUUUUGCAGACACUCUGAAUAUUGUGAAAGAAGAAGUAAAGUUUGAAAAUGAGUUUAAUGAAGACAAUACUCUUAAUAAGGGUUUAAUUGUGGCAGAAGACCAAAUAUAUGGUCCAGCAGGAAUUGUAUCUGCCCAUUCACAAGUAACACAGGAACCCUUACGACCUUGGGGUCAACUUGAAACCAGUCUCCAGAAUAGUCCAAGUUUUCCAGUUAGUUUGGCAAACUCUGUCCCUGAUCUUAAUAUGACCGGUGAUCCAGGAAAUACUCGAAUAAAUACCUUAAAGUGUCCUUUUUGUGAAAAGUUAUUCAUCUAUCCUGCUAAACUGGCAAGCCAUGUAAGAACUCACACUGGAGAGAAGCCAUAUGCUUGCCCAUAUUGUCCCUAUCGUGCCACACAGCAAGGCAACCUCAAUCGACAUGUAAAAAUUAGGCAUCAUGUUGAUGAAGGAAACUGAAGUGUGUGUGUGGAUGAAGUGAGACUUUCAGGUUUAAAAACUUUGGACAGUGAGUGAUGGAUUAUGUUUUUGUGUAUAGAAAUACUGUAUACAAUAAUUAUGGAAUCAUUAAAUAAUGUGUAUAACAAAAGUAUGUGGUUGGUGGAUGUACAAACAUGUAUAGCUAUAUUAUUGUAAAUAUUUGUUUAUGCCAUACUGUAUUUCAUAUUGAAGUACAGUUUGUAUUUGAUUUAUUUGAUCUGUUAUAUUUUGUAAUAAUUACUAACUUAUAAAGGGUAAAUGGUAGAAAUUCCUUAAAUUUUUAGUUAAAUGACACUUAAUUUUUUAUUUAGAA
This is a messenger RNA of Procambarus clarkii (red swamp crayfish), 2595 nucleotides long. RefSeq names its product protein bric-a-brac 1. Gene Ontology annotation, biological process: regulation of transcription by RNA polymerase II. The record is from RefSeq and is a predicted model, not a curated record. Lineage: Eukaryota; Metazoa; Arthropoda; Malacostraca; Decapoda; Cambaridae. Gene Ontology annotation, cellular component: nucleus. Gene Ontology annotation, molecular function: protein binding.